Messenger RNA from Saccharomyces kudriavzevii IFO 1802, 1494 nucleotides. It is a transcript of the gene NFS1, whose product is annotated as cysteine desulfurase. Gene Ontology annotation, cellular component: cytosol; mitochondrion; nucleus. Gene Ontology annotation, biological process: [2Fe-2S] cluster assembly. The transcript has a single exon. NCBI's taxonomy places the organism in Eukaryota, Fungi, Ascomycota, Saccharomycetes, Saccharomycetales, Saccharomycetaceae. The record is from RefSeq and is a predicted model, not a curated record. Gene Ontology annotation, molecular function: cysteine desulfurase activity; pyridoxal phosphate binding. The coding region runs from base 1 to 1494 and encodes 497 amino acids.
AUGCUGAAAUCGACUACUAUAAGAUCGAUAACGAGAUUAUCUCAACUUUAUAAUGCUCCUGUCACCACAUAUAGGGCCUGUCUGGCUAGCAAGAGAUUUUAUUCCCCCCCUGCAGCAGGUGUGAAAUUGGACGACAAUUUUUCGCUGGAAACCCAUACUGAUAUUCAGGCUGCUGCAAAAGCACAGGCAAGUGCCCGUGCCAGUGCAUCAGGAACAACUCCGGAUGCCGUAGUAGCCUCUGGCAGCACUGCCAUGAGCCAUGCUUACCAGGAAAACACCGGAUUCGGCACCCGCCCCAUAUAUCUUGACAUGCAAGCCACUACUCCAACAGACCCAAGGGUUUUGGACACCAUGCUGAAAUUCUACACGGGUCUUUACGGUAAUCCUCAUUCCAACACUCACUCUUACGGUUGGGAGACCAACACCGCUGUGGAGAACGCUAGAGCGCACGUGGCCAAGAUGAUUAACGCCGACCCCAAGGAGAUAAUAUUCACCUCUGGGGCCACAGAAUCCAAUAACAUGGUUCUCAAGGGAGUCCCAAGAUUCUAUAAGAAGACCAAGAAGCACAUUAUCACCACUAGGACGGAGCACAAGUGUGUUUUGGAAGCUGCAAGAGCCAUGAUGAAGGAAGGCUUUGAAGUCACCUUCCUAAAUGUGGACGAUAAAGGGCUUGUCGAUUUGAAUGAAUUGGAGAAAGCUAUCAGACCGGACACAUGUCUUGUCUCUGUGAUGGCUGUUAAUAAUGAGAUUGGUGUUAUUCAACCUAUCAAGGAAAUUGGUGCCUUAUGCAGAAAGAACAAGAUCUACUUCCACACGGACGCCGCGCAAGCUUAUGGUAAGAUUCGCAUGGACGUCAAUGAAAUGAACAUUGAUUUACUGUCGAUUUCUUCUCACAAAAUUUACGGUCCAAAGGGCAUUGGUGCCAUCUAUGUAAGAAGAAGGCCAAGAGUUAGACUAGAACCAUUGUUAUCCGGUGGCGGUCAAGAAAGAGGUCUGAGAUCAGGCACUUUAGCACCUCCACUGGUAGCGGGCUUCGGUGAAGCCGCAAGAUUAAUGAAGAAAGAAUUUGACAGCGACCAAGCUCACAUCAAAAGGCUAUCCGAUAAGCUAGUCAAAGGUUUAUUAUCUGCUGAACAUACUACAUUGAACGGGUCUCCAGACCAUCGUUACCCCGGUUGUAUUAACGUCUCUUUUGCCUAUGUAGAAGGUGAAUCUUUACUAAUGGCACUAAGAGAUAUUGCAUUAUCCUCAGGUUCGGCCUGUACGUCUGCCUCCUUAGAGCCUUCCUAUGUUCUACAUGCAUUGGGUAAGGAUGAUGCUCUGGCUCAUUCUUCCAUCAGAUUUGGUAUCGGUAGAUUCAGUACUGAGGAGGAAGUCGACUAUGUCGUCAAGGCCGUUUCUGACAGAGUAAAAUUUCUAAGGGAACUUUCACCAUUAUGGGAAAUGGUUCAAGAAGGUAUUGAUUUAAAUUCUAUCAAAUGGUCAGGUCAUUGA